This is a messenger RNA of Triticum turgidum subsp. durum (durum wheat), 1095 nucleotides long. Lineage: Eukaryota; Viridiplantae; Streptophyta; Magnoliopsida; Poales; Poaceae. The record is from the annotation of a GenBank genome assembly.
AUGUCCUCUCUGCGACAUGCCAUGCCCGUCGUCUUGGUCCUGGCGCAUGCCGUCCUGGCGCUGGCACUCCAGGGCGUCGCCGCUGGUUCAGGCGAGGUCCCGGCGGUGAUUGUGUUCGGCGACUCCACCGCUGACACCGGCAACAACAACUUCAUCCAGACCGUAGCCAGGGGCAACUACGCUCCGUACGGGCGGGACUACGCCGGCGGCGUCGCCACCGGCCGGUUCUCCAAUGGCCGCCUCCCCGCCGACUUGGUCUCCGAGGCGCUGGGCCUGCCGCCCUCCGUGCCGGCGUACCUCGACCCGUCCCACACCAUCCACCAUCUCGCCUCGGGCGUCAGCUUCGCCUCCGCAGGCUCCGGGCUGGACAACAUAACCGCGCAAAUCCCGUCGGCGAUGACCCUGGGCGAGCAGAUCGACCACUUCAGGCAGUACACGGAGCGGCUGAGGCGGGCGAGAGGCGAGGCGGCGGCGCGCCGCAUCAUCGCCGGCGCCCUCUACAUCUUCAGCAUCGGCGCCAGCGACUUCCUGCAGAACUACCUGGUGUUCCCCGUGAGGGGCUACAGCUUCACCCCGCCGGAGUACGAGGCGUACCUCGUCGGCGCCGCGGAGGCGGCCGUGCGGGCCGUGCACGGGCUCGGCGCGCGCGCGGUCACCUUCGCCGGCCUGCCGCCGCUGGGGUGCCUGCCGCUGGAGAGGGCCGUCAACCUCCACAGCCCCGGGGACUGCAACGGUGCGUACAACAUGGCGGCCGUCAGCUUCAACCGCAGGCUCGAGGGGAUGCUGGGCAGGCUCGGCCGGGAGCUGCCCGGGGCGCGGGUGGCGUACGUCGACCAGUACGGCCUCCUGUCGGCCAUGAUCGCCAGGCCGUGGGAGUAUGGGUUUGAGAACUCGGCCCAAGGAUGCUGCGGCAGUGGCACGGGGUAUGUGGAGACGGGGGGCGCGCUGUGGAGCUUGGAGAGCGCGCUGGCGUGCGACGACGCCGGCAAAUACGUCUUCUUUGACGCCGUCCAUCCGUCGGAGAGGGCGUACAGGAUGAUAGCCGGCGCCAUCCUGAAUGCCACGUCCCACCCGCGCUCGCACCGCUUCCGCUGA